GAUCAAAGUUUGGUUGAUAAUCGCCAUUACGGAUUUCAAAUAAUUGACUCAAGUAUGACGAUUUGCUUCUCAAUUGUAGUCAGUAUUUUCCGUUACAGUUCGGUCGUUUACGGAAGAUAAGAACCUCACAUUAAGCGAGAAAGUAUGGCCGCACAAAUAAGAAUCUCGAUCUUGUUUUGCGCUGUAUGUGUGCUGCAGACGUACGGACAGUUAGACACAUCGGUGUGUACCGGCUUCGAUCCUUCCCCAAACGAUCCCGCGUUUCCAACACUGCCAAACAGUUUUGAAGUGCAUGAAGAGGUCAAUAUUAAAAAUAGACAAUUUACGUCGGACUAUCACAUGUGGUACGAUUACAACAACAGUAUCGUAGCCAUGCAUAUGGAAAGUGCCGGUGUUCGAACUGCCGUCAUUUACAACUUCAAUACCAGGCAGUCCAUAACGACGGAUAGGGACACGCACUUAUGUACCGUACGCCCCCUAGAUAUUAACAUUCCACAGUUUAGAAUAUUUGGAACAAUGGUUAACGGUGUCCCAACACUCCUGAACCCAAACCAAAUGCUUCGGUUCCACGAUGGAGCUGUGCGGAAUAAAUAUAUUAACCAGACAAGUAUUCGAGGCAUAUUAUGCGACUGGUGGAGCUCGUGUUACUAUGACGAUUCGUUGAAGAGAACUAUGAGAGUGGAUUGGUACUAUUCUGCCGCUAGUUGGACGACUUCAACACUCAACCAGGGGGUUCCGGUGAGGGCGUUUGUCGUAGGCAAAGUCAACAUAACACCCGGGAAACCGCGAAGCUUCAACCACAUGUACGAAUUCUCAGACUUCAAAAUUAGUUUAAACAACGGAGGUCGCAAUCUUUUAAUGACCCCGGUGCAUGCGUACUGUGGAGGACAAAAAAGUUUCAAGCCUUUGCCCAACCCGACGUCAGCGUUCCAUUUCACUGCUGAGAUCGUGAACCCUUACACUAACACUAUUGAUGGAAUAACGGAACAUUUCAACGACGAGCUGCAACUUGGAAGAUACGAUUAUAUUUCCACUACCGCCCUACCAUACGGCUUAUCGUCCCCGUUGACGGAAAUCCAUGAUUUUUCCACAGGUGUAGCGUACAUCACAGAUAGAAAGCGUGGUAACUGCACAGCCGUGCCUAUUGAAUCGUUGAUGUUUGACGUCAAAAACGUCGACGGUUCGCACGUCAGGAUCCGAACGUCAAAAGAAUUCUUCUACUUCGAUAACACGACAUACAUUUACGAGGGACAGCGAGUAAUACGGGACGUACUUUGCGAUGUUUGGAUCGCCCAGAGAACCGAUUGGCCCCUACCCGGUGCUGGCAUCAACUCCACAUGGGAAUGGGCCUUUGCGACGCCGCAGUACUCGGAAAACCUCGCCAAUCAGUUACAGUUCGCCAAUCCUAUCCAGCUUUAUAUUGACGGAGGACCCAACAGCGGAAUUCAGUUCUUCUACAACAUUUAUGACUACGAUGAAAGACGACCAAGCAUUUGGUCUUACGACAUUUCAACCUGUUACAACUACAAGUCAAGACAAGAUUUCAGCUAUUUGAUUGGGGGAAACUACGACACCCUUGUGGCCGGAAACUUGGAGAACUUCCGGUAUGCCAAUCUGCGCGCCCUUGUCAAGGCCGGAACUGUCAAUGGACUGACGCUUUCUUCGCUUCGAAUAUACAAUAUUCAGGCCGACAAAAACACGGGCACAUCGAUCUCCGUAACCUUCACAUUGCUUGAUAAAGCCCCGAAUGUCGGUGAUGUUACCAAGCCUGUUCAAGAGAAUGACCUCUCAACCGUUGCUAACGCCAUCAGCAAUACCAUCAACAGUGGACAGAUGAUUGUUACAAUGAAGGACCCAUCGACGAAUCAACCGGUCACUUUGACUGCCCAGAUGAACAAAUUGGUCCAAACGCAGAAAGUGACCAAAGUCCUGUACUAUCGGAACAAUGUGGUGACCGGACCGAAGACGUCCUCGGGAUCGUCCGGAGGUGCAAUGGCCGGUAUGGGCGUGGCUUUGCUGGUGGUGUUUUUCAUUGGUGGAGUCCUCGUGAUGUACUUCUUCUACCGGAAACAGGGUGGCGCAUUCGGUCCAAAGAAAUUUGACAAUCAGGAUAUCACGGAGAGUUCCGAUUAAAAAUUUCAUUACUUAUUGAACGAUUUGAAGCUUUUUAGAUUGAAAUUAAUAUAUUUAUAGAUCGAAGCGAAAUUAUUUUAGAUAGGCUAAAAGUGUAUGUGUUUAUAUAUAUAUUAUAACAAGGAGCUAUGCUUCCCCUAUUUGCUUUGAAUAUUUCGAAAGGGUCGAAUAUAUCUAAUUGAAACAAGGUCUAACUGAUUGUUAACAUAGAUAAUCGAUACCAGGACAUUGAAAUAUAUUUUCUGAAACGUGUUGAGGAUUUAAAGUUUUAUAUAAAAAGAACAGGGCCUAUGAACCGUGUAAAUUCAAGUGUUGAAACCAAGUGUGAACGUAAAAAACUUAUAAUUUAAAUGUUGUUAAGAAAUUUUCCGUAUUUCUAAAUAUAAAUUCUACAGUUGCUUUACAGUUGCACAAUAGCUUGUGAGGCUUCUGAAGUACAUAGAGUAAGUGCACUGCAGUCGUGCCAAAUGCAUACUUAUGUAAACAGUCCAAUUUCAUCAAGCGCUUUCAAAAAUGCGAAUAAUGAAAUGCAUUUCUUAUUAACGAACGAGUUUCCGAUACAAUACAUGUGUUUUCAUUACUACUGGCGCCCUUUUAAUAUGAUGAUGGAAGAGACGAACAAGAGGAAGGAGAAAUAGCAGAAGUCGCGGCUUAAAGUGUUGCUGUUUGGUAGGUCUUCUUAAUCUGUUGUGCUGACAUUACACGAUGAUACAUUAUUUGAAACUGCUCCUCUUACUUAAACAGCGAUUAAUCUUUAUGACAAAUAGAAGAUUGACCAAUUAUUAAAUCGUAAAUAUUCGUUUAUUGUCGGAUGGAAGGACAACUUCGACGUACGUUUACGGAUUAACACGAUGUAUAAGAAGAUAUGUUAUCUACUGUUCGAGUUUAACGUUUAAUUGUAAUUUGAUCUUAUCACUGUUUGUAAUGGUUUUAGUAAAAUUUCAUAGAUGGUAUGUACAUCUAUGUGGACAUGACUCCAAAGUACGUAGUAUCGGUCAAUAUUUAUAAUCCAUGUACAUGUAUUCAUAUCAGCAAAAAAGGAAGAAUUUGAUAAUAAAUCUACAAGUAUU
This is a messenger RNA of Dreissena polymorpha, 3203 nucleotides long. RefSeq lists its product as uncharacterized. NCBI's taxonomy places the organism in Eukaryota, Metazoa, Mollusca, Bivalvia, Myida, Dreissenidae. The record is from RefSeq and is a predicted model, not a curated record. The transcript has 18 exons. The coding region runs from base 145 to 2133 and encodes 662 amino acids.